Lepus europaeus (European hare) is the source of this 2619-nucleotide messenger RNA. RefSeq names its product monocyte to macrophage differentiation associated (gene MMD). Bases 221 to 937 code for a protein of 238 amino acids. NCBI's taxonomy places the organism in Eukaryota, Metazoa, Chordata, Mammalia, Lagomorpha, Leporidae. Gene Ontology annotation, molecular function: pore-forming activity. Gene Ontology annotation, cellular component: membrane. The transcript is spliced from 7 exons. The record is from RefSeq and is a predicted model, not a curated record.
GGGGCCGUUUAAGCGGCCUCCCUCCCGCCCCCAAGCCGCCCGGUCUGGCCCCGGCAGCGUCUCGACCCCCGGCCUGGCCCCACUCUGGCCCUGUCCGGACGAGGGCUCUGCCUGGCACCCAGGCGGCCUCCGGAGUAGCCGAAGCCCAUGAGGGCCGCGCGCCCCGCCGCGGCUGCUGACGAGACGGAGCUCCGGGUCCCCGAGGAGGAGCGGAGGAUCAAUGCGGUUCCAGAAUCGAUUCCAGCGGUUCAUGAACCAUCGAGCCCCCGCCAAUGGCCGCUACAAACCGACUUGCUAUGAACACGCUGCUAACUGUUACACACAUGCAUUCCUCAUUGUUCCGGCCAUCGUGGGCAGUGCCCUCCUCCAUCGGCUGUCUGACGACUGCUGGGAAAAGAUAACAGCAUGGAUUUAUGGCAUGGGCCUCUGUGCCCUCUUCAUUGUUUCCACAGUAUUUCACAUUGUCUCAUGGAAAAAGAGCCACUUGAGGACAGUGGAGCACUGUUUCCACAUGUGCGAUAGAAUGGUUAUCUAUUUCUUCAUUGCUGCUUCUUAUGCUCCAUGGUUAAAUCUCCGUGAACUUGGACCACUGGCAUCUCAUAUGCGUUGGUUUAUCUGGCUCAUGGCAGCUGGAGGAACAAUUUAUGUGUUUCUCUACCAUGAAAAGUAUAAGGUGGUUGAGCUCUUUUUCUAUCUCACAAUGGGAUUCUCCCCGGCCUUGGUGGUGACAUCAAUGACUAACACCGACGGACUGCAUGAACUUGCCUGUGGGGGCUUAAUUUAUUGCUUGGGAGUUGUGUUCUUCAAGAGCGAUGGCAUCAUUCCAUUUGCCCAUGCCAUCUGGCACCUGUUUGUGGCCACGGCAGCUGCGGUGCAUUACUAUGCCAUUUGGAAGUACCUUUACCGAAGUCCUACGGACUUUAUGCGACACUUAUGACCAGAGUGUAGUGGGUCUCCAAGCCAGUAUUAUCUCAGUGGUGGCACUUGGGAGUGGGGUAAGAGCUGAAAAUUGCACAGGGAGAGGAAGAAGAAGACAACUGCACUGACUUUCUUUAUGUCUUUUGAAUAUUAAUUACUGUGAAAGUGUAGAAGAGCUGUGUUCUGGAAUUUUCCCCCUCACAGCAAAUAGUGAAUUAUCCAUUCCAUUCCACUAUCAUGAAGGACUCUGAAUAGACUUGGCCAACUGAUGUUUACAAACCAGAAUUUUGUAUUUUAAUUUUACAGAUUUUACUACAUGAUUUUUCUAAAUUACUAGGUCAGGUUGUUAAAGUCAGUGCAAUAACAAAGCUUCCUUUUUAAGAAAAAAAAUUAUUUCUAUCACUUUCCCAUUCGCUGUGUAAAGAAUCAUGGACAGAACUUACACUACUUUUACCAUGUUUCAUCUUGGAAUAACAUGGUUCUUUUUUAAAUAGAAACUUUUAGUUUUUUGUAAAUUUUUAAAAAAUAUUUCAUCGAAGCGCAUCUCUGCGGCUCCUCAUUCACGUUGUGAAUUUUUGCAGCAGUCAACAUUCCACAGACGAACAAACAUUAUACCUCUUCUGAUAGUCUUAUUAAGUGUGGAGAUAUUGCCAAUUUUGAAAACUGCAGUUUUCCAAACUUUUCUGCCAACCUCUAACUCUGGAUUCAUGCUGCUUUGGGCCAUAAACUUGACCUAGUUUGGUUUACCAGUGAUGGAGAAGUAUUUUGAUAUCAUUAACUUUUUCAAAAGAUCCAACUUCUCUCAAUGCCUUUGCCAUGUUGUCUUCAGGGUCUCUUUGAAGAGCAGGUGAACAUUUUGUCUGUGUUAGGGUAGUGCUGUGGAGUUGGCCGUCUGCUGAUGGCUCCUAAAGAGCAUUAGGAGUUACACUGAAUGGUGGCAUUGUCUGUUUGGUGCCCAACAGUUAAGUCAUCGUCACUUAGCUUUUAUUAUCAGUUUGAUGUUCAUUUUAAAUUAUGGAACUAGAUGUGUAAAUCCACAUUUCUACCUUUCCUCUGUAUCUCCUAAUAUAGGUUGUAUUUUUUUUUUCAUAAAAAAUAUUUAAAGCAUUGUGUGAUUAGUAGAAACUUGUGUCUGUAGUACAUGGGUUAUGUCCUGCCUCAGUGGAGUGAUAUUUAUAUAUUAUUUUGAGUUUUCCCUCAGUGUCUUAUAUUAAGAUUAACAUAUCAGAUUUAUUGAUUAAUCUUUCUUUUGGUGUUUUAAUAAACAAAAUAACCUUGCCUUUAGAUUGGGUGCCGAUAUUGCCCAUUUUCCAGGAAUGGGCUUGAUCAAUGGAAUUGCUGGUUUGAUGGUAAAGCUUAUUAAUUGAAAAUUUUGUACUGAUGUAGCUUUAAAAGAAAGUUUUUUGUGUGUAUAUGUUCAGAACUCUUGUGGAGAAUUACUUUGGAAUGAAGAACAUAUGAACUGAUAUUUGCUGGUGAAUUCUUAAGUAGGCAAGGUACCCGGUGACAACACCAAGCAGACCACCCCUAACUGCAUGAUUCUGAACAUCUGGAUGCCUGUUGUUUUACUGUGCAUAUUUUAUGUUUAAUAUAUUAACUUUCUGUGGAUUCAUUUGAAGUUUGCUCAAAAGUAACAUUGUCAGAACCACUAAAAUGUAUGUAAAAAUUGUGCUGUAGAUUAGAAUAAAAUUGUUACUUGGA